CCAAAAUUCAAAAUCAAUGAAAGCCAGCGAGACGGCGUCGUUUAAGCAUUAUGUAUCAAUUACAGUAUAAGUACAUUAAUUACAUAAUUAAUUUGUGUUAAUCCCAAACAACAGCUCAUUCCUAUAAAUAUCUCCUCGUUUCUACCUAUCUUUUCGUCAGCGCAAAUCAAUUCAUUCAUUUUCAUAACUGAAACGAAGCCGAAGAAUUCUCCCUCGAGAGAAAAAUCAGUCAAAUCACCUUCAAAACUACUUCAAUGGCGACCAAGGUUUACAUUGUCUAUUACUCUAUGUACGGCCAUGUACACAAACUCGCUGAGGAGAUCCAGAAAGGAGCUGCAUCUGUAGAAGGAGUAGAUGCUAAACUCUGGCAGGUCCCUGAAACACUGUCGGAUGACAUACUUGGUAAGAUGGGUGCACCACCAAAGAGCGAUGUUCCAAUCAUCACCGCAAAUGAGCUAGCUGAAGCUGAUGGCUUCAUUUUUGGCUUCCCCACAAGAUUCGGGAUGAUGUCUGCCCAGUUUAAGGCUUUCCUUGAUUCCACCGGUGGUCUUUGGAGGACUCAGGAGCUUGCUGGUAAGCCUGCUGGGAUAUUCUAUAGCACUGGAUCUCAAGGUGGUGGACAGGAAACCACUGCUUUGACUGCCGUCACUCAGUUGACUCACCAUGGCAUGAUAUUCGUCCCAAUUGGCUACACAUUUGGUGCUGGUAUGUUCGAGAUGGAGAAUGUGAAGGGUGGUAGCCCGUAUGGUGCUGGAACUUAUGCGGGAGAUGGUUCCAGACAGCCUACAGAACUCGAAUUGAAGCAGGCAUUCCACCAGGGCCAAUACAUCGCUACCAUUACAAAGAAGCUCAAGGGCAGUGCUUAAGUGACGCUAAGAAUAACAUACAUACAAUGGAUCAUACUUAUUAGAAUCACACAUUAUUUGUUUUCAUUCAGUUCACAUCUUGAUUUUGUGUCUUUAAAUUUCAAGUGCUUGUUCUUUGAAUAAAUGCUGUAAAAAUGUUUUGACUAUUGAAUCAUAAAGGUUGUUGUGCUGUUUUUCAUUCAAUGAGAUUGUUUUCUAAGUAA
Messenger RNA from Amaranthus tricolor (Joseph's coat), 1069 nucleotides. Its product is annotated as NAD(P)H dehydrogenase (quinone) FQR1-like. Gene Ontology annotation, molecular function: FMN binding; NAD(P)H dehydrogenase (quinone) activity. Lineage: Eukaryota; Viridiplantae; Streptophyta; Magnoliopsida; Caryophyllales; Amaranthaceae. The coding region runs from base 255 to 866 and encodes 203 amino acids. The transcript has 4 exons. The record is from RefSeq and is a predicted model, not a curated record.